AGGUCUUUCCAAGGCGGCGUGCCGACACUCGUUGUCGGUGACACCGAGAUAUUGCGUGAGGUUCUUGUAGCCAAGUUUAAGAACUUUUCCGACAGAAGUGAAUCUCAAAGGAUAGGCGGCCCUGUAUGGCGCAAGUCGAUGCUUAACCUGUCGGGCGAAGAGUGGAAAAAAGCGCGGAGCGUUUUCACACCGGCCAUCACAACUAGCAAGCUCAAAAUGAUUGUGCUCAAGGUCACAGCCAUCGCUGAGAGAGUGGUGUCGCGGAUCGAAGCCGCGGCUGCGGAGAAGAAGUCGGCGAACAUCAGCGAGCUAGUAGACCACGCCUCACUGGACACUGCGGCAGCGCUUAACUACAGCGUCGACUUGGACAGCGAGAAGGACAAAAACCACCCGCUUGUAAAAUCCCUCAGUGCCAUCUUCAUAAACAAGGCCGGCUGGAAGGCCGUCAUGCUGUUUCUUAUGCCCAGGCUAUUCAAGGUUUUGCAGCCCAACUAUCCGCCUAAAGCGAACGUUGACAUAUUCAAGGCGUUUGUAUCACACCUGAUUCAAGAGAGGGAGUCAAAGAAAAAGAAAGAAGACGAUUUCCUGCAGUUGUUCAUGGAUGCUGACUACGAAUGGGAAAGUGCCGAAGACAGAAAAGAGAAGAGAGAGAAAAGCGGCGAGAAAAGGAGGAUGACAUUGGAGGAGAUAACUGGCCACGGAAUACUUUUUUUCAUCGGUGGUGUUGAAGGCAACACCAUGGCUGUUACCAUGACUGCCUACUUCCUGGCACUACACCCGCAUUUCCAGGACAGGGUCAUCGCCGAAAUAGACAGAGUUGUCUCCGAGGAUGGGAUCACCUACGAAGCCCUGCAGCAGAUGCCCUUCCUUGAAGCUUGUGUCAAAGAGGCGCUUCGACUGGAAACACAUGAUGCCAUAUAUUUGCGUAUGUGCACGGAAGAGACGACAGUGGCCGGCAUACGCUUCAAGCCAGGCAUGUGUGUGGACAUUCCCGUGGCGGCCAUCCACCACGACGCAGAAUACUUCCCAGAGCCCGAUAACUUCAAUCCUGAGAGGUUUCUGCCGGAAAACAAGGACAGCGUGAGACCAUUCACCUACAUGCCUUUCGGCGUUGGACCGCGCAAUUGCGUCGCCAUGAGGCUUGGCAUGCUGCAGGCCAAGGCUUUGUUGGCUUGCAUGUUUCGACGCGUGAGGCUGGAGAGGUGUCCCGAAACGAUGGUACCCCUCAAGUAUAAACCUUGCCUGUUUCUUCACAGCCCCAGCGGCCCUGUUUUUCUUCGACCAAUUCCACGUCGCACAACUACAAACAAGUUCACCGACUCAAUUUAACACAAAACAUGGAAAGAACAUUGUACUCAGGCCUAACAGGAAGUACUUUCCCUGCAAGGCAGAUGCUUGUGACGCCAUGUAUUCACCUACAUAUGCUUACAAAAUUGCCUCCGCGAUGUGCCCCAGACGCGCGUGUUUACUGCAAACAAGCAAACUACACCAGGGCGAAUUGUUGCUACGAAAGAGAACUGUCAUCGUUGCCUACUCUUUAGUUAUAUUGUACCACAUCAAAUGUUGCGCCACAUAUUUCCGCUCUGUCUCUGAGUUUCUAAUUUUAUACCCGGUGAUUUUAUCACGUGGCGAAUUCUAACCGUGCUUCUUUUUUCUCGCCGCAUCGGUGGUGUAGUGGUAGAGCAUUUGCCUUGUAUCUGGGAGUUACUGGACUCGAAUCCCGGUGCUGCCAGAAACCCUGCGGACUUUUGUUCUAAUGGGUGGGGAUGUACCACGACUUGGCGUUCGGUUGUCUAUAUAAGGGUUCUCAUCUCGAAAAGGGGCCCUUGUGAGAUUUGCGAGGCUUUCUGGGGACCCCUUGUCCCCACCGUAGCUUUAGUGAAAUAGUCGAGCAUGCACCGCAUCCGCGGCAGUCCGACGACUGCUGCCGCUCGGGUACCUACUAGUGAGAUGGGUACAUACACCCUCCAGCCCUAGUGCUCGGCAACUACGAAAGUUCCAGGCGUUUGGAAGGACAAUCACCUAUUGGGAAGUUCGCAGAAGAAGACUGCCGGACUCCUUCUAGAGUCCUGGUGUUUUGUUUGUUUUGGUUUUUGCACAGCAAGCAAAGUGGUCUGAAGGAACCUCUCCCAAGCAGUGAACCGCUGGAAACCCGGACGCCUGGCCGGAGGGCUGCUUGUACCCGUCUCAUAAACCCGUGGGCGUCUGGUCGUGGGGAUCGAACCACACGCAUCCCGAAGUCCAGCUAGGCGCCCUACGCGCUAAGAGACUGCUGCAGUAGUUGUUUCGUACACAUCGAGCGGUUCCGCAUUCCAUGUUUCUAAGAAGCAGGUGACAUUUGCGCAACAACGAAUAAAGCUCACUCUCUAACAUGUUCUUGGUCUCUGAGAAAAAUGAUAAACAUUAUGCUGAAAGUAGUCGGUCGUUCUUCGAGAACGCAAACUAUGCUGCUUUUCA
Messenger RNA from Dermacentor andersoni, 2457 nucleotides. The record is from RefSeq and is a predicted model, not a curated record. NCBI's taxonomy places the organism in Eukaryota, Metazoa, Arthropoda, Arachnida, Ixodida, Ixodidae.